This is a messenger RNA of Sycon ciliatum, 852 nucleotides long. RefSeq lists its product as uncharacterized. Lineage: Eukaryota; Metazoa; Porifera; Calcarea; Leucosolenida; Sycettidae. The transcript has 3 exons. The record is from RefSeq and is a predicted model, not a curated record. Bases 38 to 580 code for a protein of 180 amino acids.
UUGCUUAUUUCAAAGCGACACUUUUAUUUUUCGAACAAUGGCAAGCAGGUUUCCUGAUCACGUCGAGGAGAAAAGGUCUUCUGAGGGCAGUGAUGGUCCUGGUCCUGCGGAGGAAGUUCCCGCGUCCAGGCCCGUUAAACCGUCAACAGGCGACUGUGGCCCUGUUCCACCCGAGAAAAGGUCUUCCCAGAGCAGAGAGGGUCCUGGACGUGUGCAGGAAAAUGAAAAGUCCAGUCCCGACGCGCCGUUAAUCGUUCGGCAUGGCCGUGUUCUACCCGUCAGAGAAGGAGAAGAGAUACCAUUCAGGACUUGUUGGAAUGCGGACUGGAAUUAUAUAAAGUGGAGGGGGAUCGAAGAUAGAGUAUGCAUAGAUCACUGGCUAGGUCGCUGCUAUAUGACUAGAGCAUUUUGUCCGUUGGUACACUACAGAGUGAAUGACGAUUUAGUUGGCCUACCAGUAUCGUAUGACCCUGUGCCGGAGAAUCCGCCUAUGCAACUAAGAAAUCCACCGAACGCUUUUGAAGAAGAUAUCAUCAACGACAUCAUUGCCGAAAUGCUAGAUGCUGUGGAAUUGUUAUAAGUCAUCACCCCGAAAUGUUGCAUUUCGUGACGUCUUAAAAAAAGUCUUGGUCACAAUAAACACAUCAUAACGUCAGCUGUCUUAGUCUAGAGCUCAAUGCCGAAUUUAUGUCGGACUUUUCCUGUUGAACAUGCAUAACGGCCAAAGUCUUUGUCCGUAUUAUCGAGAACAUUGUAGACUGAGUGUUGCCAUUAGACAUUCAUCUCUCACGUGUUCGUUCGUAUUUGGUCGUUCGUAUUUCCGCUACAUGUAUCUAUCAAAAAUAUAAAUAA